Messenger RNA from Fusarium proliferatum ET1, 1983 nucleotides. RefSeq lists its product as uncharacterized. NCBI's taxonomy places the organism in Eukaryota, Fungi, Ascomycota, Sordariomycetes, Hypocreales, Nectriaceae. The transcript has 4 exons. The record is from RefSeq and is a predicted model, not a curated record. Bases 1 to 1983 code for a protein of 660 amino acids. Gene Ontology annotation, molecular function: DNA-binding transcription factor activity, RNA polymerase II-specific; zinc ion binding; DNA binding. Gene Ontology annotation, biological process: DNA-templated transcription; regulation of DNA-templated transcription.
AUGAACAACCGCGGCGACCGUCGACGUCGCCUUGCAAAGGCAUGCGAUCAUUGUCGAAAAGGCAAGGUCCGAUGUGACGGGACCCGGCCAGUUUGUGGACGUUGUCGGGGUUGCGGGAAUGACUGCCACUAUGCAGAUGUUGACAAGCCCGACCCGCGUCAACGGCGAUCUAAAAUAUCAUCUCGAAGCUCGACAGGUGAUCCAAUUGAAGGAGUUUGUCUUCAAGUAGUCAAUGCUUCUUCAACCUUGUUGUCAGACUCUGUAGUCACCCGAACGGUCCCUCAUCCUCAGCAACAUAUUGAAGCCCAUCAUGAGCUUCACAGCUUUACAGAGCCAAGCCCCGGUCAGACCUUGACAGCGACAGAUACAAGCCCUAGGGAGACGAUAGUUGGUGGUAAUGAAGAUAUGCGCUACUUUGGUCCGCCAUCGGGUAUAUCCCUGGUGUCCACCGCUACUCCACGCAAAUCAGGACAGCAUACGCCAGAAUCGUGGUCCAAAUGGACACACCCGUCUGUCGAGCCUCUGUUCACAAAGCGAGUCCUGAAGCCUCUUCCCUCUUGGACAGAGGCAUUUUCCCUUGUCAGCGAAUUCUUCACUCAUGAACACCCAGUCUUCCCAUGCUUCAAUGCACCAGCAUUUAUGUGUUUACUAGGCCAACAGUACUCGGGCACAUGCACUGAGAGUCCAGCGUGGUGGGUUUCGCUCAACUCUGUUCUUGCACUCGCACAGCGUCGUCGGGCGGAGGCAGCUCAAUCGGUAGAAGCAGAGGAUCGAGCCUGGGCCUAUGCAUCAAAUGCACUUGCCGGAACAUGGGAUGUUCUCAUGCGUAGUACACAAUUGUUUUCUGUCCAAGCUCUGCUAGCCAUUGCCUGGUUCUUUAUCGGAACACCAAACCCGCAGCCCAGCUUCAUGCUCGUUGGUUGCGCUGUGCGUCUUGCACAUUCAAUAGGCAUACAUGUCGAGAGCCAGGACCCGUCUGUAAGUCCAGCAGAAGGGAGUAUGAGAAAGAAGGUCUUUUGGAUCGCGAUUUGUCUAGACCGGGAACUGUGUCUGCGAACUGGAAGGCCCCCUUGUCACGAUCUCAACGCUGCCUACGUUGACCCACCAGUGCGCUCCUUGGAUGAAACGGAAAUCAUCAAGACUGUUGAGGGGCAUGAAGUAAACCUCUUCAAAGGUCAGAUACAACUUGCCGUGAUUCAGAGUGCGAUUUACCAAGAUCUACAUUCAGGCAAAGGUCCACCGAAUGGCAUUGCAGAUUCGGUGGCGGACUUGCUACAGAAGCUGGAGAAUUGGCGUACUGAAUUUGCGCCGUCUCUCACUGAUGAUUCUACUAGGAGGUGCGAGCAUUAUGGGUUGAUGCGGUUGUACUUUUCCUACUACAAUGCCGUCAUCGUUGUGAGCCGCGCGCACAGCUUGACUUAUUGGGUAUCGCCGAAUCACCCGGAAUUAUCAGUCCUCCCUGGGAAGAUGAGAGACUCCAUAGAAAAUUGCCUCAACGCGUCCCGAUGCAUCAUUGAGCUAAGCAUGCUUAUACCAGUCACAUGGAAGAGCUUCCACUGGGACAUCGUUCCAAUACCUAUGAGCGCUGUUGUUAUUCUCUGCAUCAUGGCAAUUCGGAACCCCGUGAACGAGGCUGCGGCGAAUGACAUGCGUUUAGUCGGUGACGUCAUGCAGAUCUUCAAAAUACUAGACGAGGCAUAUGGCGGCAAUACAUACCUCACCCAAGUCCAAAAGGUCUGCCAAGAACUAUACAGAAAAGCUCACUACGCCGUGCAAUCUUUGAAUGCACAACUAGUUGAUUCUAUUGAUGUAGAAUCUCCUGCUCUUCAACGUACCUCGAAUGCCAACCAGCAAGAAAUUCACCAGACCCACCAUACUGACAACAUGUUUGAGUUCAACCUGGAUGCCUUUGAGCAGACAAUGCCUUAUCCAGUUCCGAUGCUUUGGGACUUGGAUGCGUCACUAUGGACUUCAAUUUUAUAG